This is a messenger RNA of Austrofundulus limnaeus, 1236 nucleotides long. RefSeq names its product calcium/calmodulin-dependent 3',5'-cyclic nucleotide phosphodiesterase 1A. Lineage: Eukaryota; Metazoa; Chordata; Actinopteri; Cyprinodontiformes; Rivulidae. Gene Ontology annotation, molecular function: 3',5'-cyclic-nucleotide phosphodiesterase activity. The transcript has 9 exons. Bases 20 to 1042 code for a protein of 340 amino acids. The record is from RefSeq and is a predicted model, not a curated record. Gene Ontology annotation, biological process: signal transduction.
GCUGACGGAGCUGGAGGUGAUGGCGGCGCUCUUUGCUGCAGCUAUUCAUGACUACGAACACACAGGAACAACAAACAACUUCCACAUCCACACCAGGUCAGAGGUGGCCAUUCUGUACAAUGACAGAUCUGUGUUGGAAAAUCAUCACGUCAGRGCCGCCUACAAGCUGAUGGCAGAAGAAGACAUGAACAUCUUGGUCAACCUGAACAAAGAUGACUGGAGAGAACUGAGAUCCCUGGUGAUAGAGAUGGUGAUGUCCACAGACAUGUCCUGUCACUUCCAACAGAUCAAGACCAUGAAGAACAUUUUGACACAAACAAACGGUAUAGACAAAGUGAAGGUUCUGUCUCUGAUGCUUCACGCCGCAGACAUCAGUCAUCCUGCAAAAGCUUGGCCACUUCACUACCACUGGACUCACAGUCUGAUGGAAGAGUUCUUCAGACAGGGAGAUAAAGAAGUGGAACUUGGCCUACCCUUUUCUCCUCUCUGUGACCGAAAAGCUACAAUGAUCGCACAAUCACAAAUCGGUUUCAUCGACUUUAUUGUGGAACCAACAUUCACUGUUCUGAUUGACACAACAGAGAAGGUGAUUGGUCCACUGAUAGAAGAGGACAGGAAGGCCAAGGAGAGUGGAAACAGAAGGUCCAGUCUGACAGGAAGUGGCUCAGUCACUGUGGAGUCGGUCCAGAGACACAGCAGCAAUCGCCAUGGGAACAGUGACGAUGGACAGAUGAACUUUUCUCUAAUGGCCAUUGAUCUGCCAGCUCUGAGACUCCACCUCUCCAGCGUCAUCGCCAGCAACAAGGAGCGAUGGAAGGAGCUGUCUGUGCAUGAACUGGCCAAGAAGGAACARGAGGAAAAACAGAACUCAGAGGUCAAGUCUGAGGUCUCACCAAGCCACAGCUCAGAUCAGCCCCAGAACUYGGAGGAUUCCCCUUCAACUGAACAGAAUGAUGAUGCAUCACCUGACCACAGGCCUGCACAUCACAUGACCUGCAACGGAGCAGAGGAAGAAGAUGAAAAAGUGCCUGAAAAUGCCUGAAGACACACUUCGGUUAAAGUCCUCGCUGUGUCUGACUGUGGCAGAUCACCAUGACAACAGGUGGCUGGGCGCAGUAACAGCAAGGGCUCAGACUCUUCUGUGUGCAGCUGAGUCAGUGGCCCUCAAAGGGCCCCAAGACUUCAUGUUUACAAGUGACUAUKGAAACAUAUUGAAAUAAACUAGUUUUCAUUUGA